Messenger RNA from Ostrinia nubilalis (European corn borer), 3438 nucleotides. It is a transcript of the gene Ctl1, whose product is annotated as choline transporter-like 1. Gene Ontology annotation, biological process: transmembrane transport. Gene Ontology annotation, molecular function: transmembrane transporter activity. The transcript is spliced from 13 exons. Bases 155 to 2155 code for a protein of 666 amino acids. Lineage: Eukaryota; Metazoa; Arthropoda; Insecta; Lepidoptera; Crambidae. The record is from RefSeq and is a predicted model, not a curated record.
UUCAUUGUUUUUGUCAAGCAAGUUGUGCUUGUUCUGCUGUGUUUGGUGCUGUGGUUUUGAUAAAUUUGUUGCUGUGCACGAACGUGUUUACCCAGUUUCUAAUUAAAUAUUCAUAAAUAAACGACACGAUUAUAAAUGAUAUCACUUUGCUGAAAUGGGGUGUGCACACAGCGAAAUAUCUCCGCAAAAUGAAGCGCCCAAAAAAGGAUGCACGGAUGUGCUUUGGCUGAUAAUUUAUAUUCUCUUUUGGAUUUUAAUGAUAAUAGUGGCAGCUGUAUCAUUUGUUUAUGGAAACCCUCAAAGGUUGAUAAAUGGAUAUGACUCUUUUGGCAAUACAUGUGGAGUCAAGACAAAUAAGAAACUCAUCAAUUUCCCACUGGCGGGAAUAAGCACGAUUGACAAGAACUAUUUGUUUUUUAUGGAUAUAAAAGAAUUACGAAGAUCUCUGAAGAUAUGUGUAAAGCAAUGCCCUGAUAAGAAACUGGAAUCACUGAAUGACAUUCAACAGUUUUAUAGAGACACUGGAUCCAACCUUUGCAGAUAUGAUAUCAAUUUAAAUAAUGUAACAAGUUCAAAAGAUCUUCACAAGUUCAUUGGUCCAUGCCCCUCUUUACCAGUUUAUAAGUCCUUUCCCCUGCUUAACCGAUGUUUUCCAAAGUCGGCACAGGAAUUGGCAGACAGAGUAUUCAAAGAUUUUUCUGAAUUGCUGAACAGCUGGGACAGUGUAGAACAGAUGUUAUCAGAUCUCUACUCUUCUUGGAAGGAAAUGAUAAUAUGUGUAAUAAUAGCUUUCAUAUGUUCCCUGAUUAUGGUGUCAAUACUUCAUUUACUUGCGACAUUUGUGUCUUGGAUAUUCAUGAUCGUAGUAUCCAUAGUAAGCGUAGCUGGCACAGCACUCUUAUGGGUGACUUACAUCGAGUUGAAAAACAAACAACUUGACUUUUCUGAAACCCAUUACUUGGCGGAAGCAUUCAAAAAUGAAAAGGCGUUCAUGUGGUAUUCUAUUAUUGCUACCAUAAUAACUCUGAUCCUCCUGGUCCUGGUGUUCGUGAUGCGUUCGCGCGUGUCCUUCCUGGCGGCGCUGUUCCGAGAGACGGCGCACUGCCUGGGCGCCAUCCCGGCGCUGUUCCUGCAGCCGAUCAUCACGUUCGUGUUCUUAGUGCUGUUCUUCGCGUUUUGGUCGUUGGUCGUGGUGUGCUUGGCAACAGCAAAUUACCCAGGAAUACCUUACAAAACCAACUUUUUCAUCAAUGGAACACCUAUGGCUGAUCACGUUGAUAAUGCAGCUAUUCAAUCUCAGAAUAUCAACAAGAGCGCUAGUUUGAAAACUUUCACUUUGGAUUCAGUUGAGUUUGACCCAAUGUGGGUGAAAAGUAUGUGGUGGAUUUGCUUCAUCUGUCUAAUAUGGGGAAGCGAGUUUAUUCUGGGUUGUCAACAGAUGACCAUAGCGGGCGCCGUUUCACAUUGGUAUUUUAGAGGUCCCAAUGCUCACUCCCCGGUGCUGUAUUCCAUUGGCAAACUCAUCAAAUACCACUUGGGCUCUGUCGCUAAGGGCUCCUUUUUGAUAACGCUGUUCAAAAUUCCGCGCCUUAUUCUCACAUAUUUACAUGCAAAGUUAUCUGCUAGUGCUGAUAAAGGAUCAAACUGCGCAAAGUGCGGCCUCAAAUGCGGUAUUUGCUGCUUCUACUGCCUUGAGAAGUUCAUCCGUUACUUGAACCAUAACGCUUACACUAUCAUUACUAUUGAGAGGGUUCACUUCUGUAAGGCUGCAGCCAGGGCGUUCAGCACGAUAGUGAACAACGCUCUCCAAGUGGCCACCAUCAACAGCGUGGGCGACUUCAUCCUGUUCCUGGGCAAGUGCAUCGUGACGGCCGUGACCGGGAUCGUCGGCCUGCUGCUGCUCAAGCGUAACACCGAUCUGCAGUUCUACGCCGUGCCUACACUGGUUAUUUGCAUCUACUCGUUCUUCAUCGCGCACUGUAUACUGUCUUUGUAUGAGAUGGUGGUAGACUCGCUCUUCCUCUGCGUAUGUGAAGACCGCAACAUGAACGGUUCAGACGGGCGCUGGAAGAGCUCCCGCCUGGCCGAGCUGGGCGGCCACCCGCGCCAGGACCCGCCCCCCGGGCCCGAGCACCAGGAGCUGCAGGCCAAAUAAUCUCACAGUGCAUCUUGGUACAACAACAUCUGAAGAAUAUUUUAAUAUUAUUUAAGUGAUUAUUGAAAAAUAAUUUUAGUGUCCUAAUUAAAUAAUUUAUUUUUAUAAAACUCAUAAUUUUAUCUCAUAGUGCUUCUUGGUACAACGUCUGAAGAAUAUUUUUAUAGAUAGAUUUUAUUUAAGACAUCAUUGCAUAAUAAUUUUAAGUCAUUUAUUUUUACUUUCUAUAUUUAAAUCAUUUAUUUUUAUACAAGUAAAUAGGUAAGAUUAGUAUUAUUGGUCUUUUGAUAUUGUUUUUAUUUAUACACAUUGUUUAUACACUUUAUACAAGACUUGAUUGUUAUUACGUAGUUUCUUAAUGAAGACACAACAUUAAAAAUUAAACAUUGUCGCACAAACUUUGCACUCAUAGUUUAAAAAUAAAUUAAUUAAUCAUAGUAAUUUGUCGCCUGCUACAACGUUUAUAUUAUGAUAUCAUCAAGAAUUUAUUUAUAAUCAAGCAAGACGUGCGAAUUAAUUGAGUUUAACAAAAUGACGUGAUUAUAAAAUAAUUCUAGAUCUGCAGCUUUUUUGGAUCUAUGUAUUUUUAAGAAACUUUAAGAUCUGCAGCUUUUUACAAAAUGAGACUAUGUAUUAAAAAAAUCAGAUAGCAUUUGAAAUAUCUUUAAGUUUAUUUAUCUUAAUUUUAAAUUUGACUACCCUGUGAAACAUAGUACAAAUUUUUUUAAAUUUUCUUUACAAAAUGUGCAAGUACUGUUAAGUGUUAUUUUUGUGAACCGUCCAUUUUAUUUAAAAUCUCUAGUAAAUUAAAAUAAAAACUAUAUAAAUCUCAAUUUUGUUAAAGUUGGAUGUAUUUUAAUUAGGUAGCACAUUUUUAAUUCAAUCACUUGGUUAGUAUAAUCAAAAUAAUAUGAUAGUAGUUCCUCAAAAUCUUUUUAAUUUAUUGAAUUUUUCUUAUACAGUAUGAGUACAUACUCUGAUGAAAUGUGAUGCUGCGAUUGUAUUUUGCAUGCUUUAAAAUUAUGCAGAAUUUUAGAUAUCUUCCUCUACCUUAUGUCUUACUUCCUUGAAUGUUAUUGCAAUUCUGAAUGUAUUAAGGACUUACUUACAUGCUUUAAUCCAAUAUAAGUCAAGUGAUGCAUAAUAAGCUCAAUUUAGUUCAUGCAAAAAAAAAAACAAUCAAUUAUUAUUUAACUUUACAUCCAUUGAUAUUAGUUUUAAAUUAUUAUAUCAUUCCUUUAUUCUACAUACUUUUUUUGUCAGUUCUCUAUGACGUGUUUUCA